AUGACAGACAAUACUGGCCUUUUGAAGCACAGGGAUUGUUAUGAGGUGUUCAUGUGCAUGGCACAUGAAUUUUGGCAUGUCAAGAUGUUGAAGCAAGCAGGCCACAGUCAUGAUCCCUCUGGCAUCAUUGCCAUGCAGCAGGGUGAAUGUGCAGUUUUAUGCCCAGCAUGCCCCCAGCCAGGGAAGAAUCUUCCUGAUGACUGGGAGCUUGCUCCAAAAGGAAAAAGAUGGUUAUAUGGCCUCUUUCUUGCCAUUGAUGCAAAUUUUUGCCUGAAGAGGCAGAUAGUCUCAAAGGAUGCUGUGGAUCCAAGCUUAUCCCAUGGGUGGGGAUACUUUGUCAAUGAGACUGCAUACAAGACACAUCUGACUGAUCAUGGCAUGGAAGCCCAAGAGAAAAGCAUGUGCACUAGUCAUAAUGCCAUGAAUAUGGCAGAAUCAAAGUCAUCAAAGGGACUGGCAGCCACAGGACUUGGAACCAUCAACUGUGCACAACAUAACAUGAAGCUUCCAAAUGGUGUUGGUGAAGUU
Messenger RNA from Suillus subaureus, 528 nucleotides. RefSeq lists its product as uncharacterized. Lineage: Eukaryota; Fungi; Basidiomycota; Agaricomycetes; Boletales; Suillaceae. The annotation marks the transcript as partial. The record is from RefSeq and is a predicted model, not a curated record. The transcript has 3 exons.